AUGACGGACCCGUCGAGACGGCAAGAAGAAGACGUUUUCAAAAUUCAAAAAUUCGAAUCUGUCGUGGAGGACAAGAAGAUUGACUUGGUGAUCCGUGAGCUGUCCAGAGUUGAUAUAGAGAUGGCUGGACUGCAGGAAACGAAGUGGUUCGGCGGGGAUUCCUUUAGUGUUGGUGAUGCCACCGUGCUCGCGUCUGGUCGCCCUGUGCCUGCCGAAAAUUUUCGUCGCUCCGAGGGAGUUGCACUGGUCCUACGACGUAGGGCUAAACAAGCGUUCGAGUGUGGAGGUUGCCAGUGGAAAGCUUUCUCAUCAUGCAUUGUCACAGCCCGGCUUAAUUUCGGCAAUGACAACUCUCCUUCUUGGAUGACGGUAAUGUCCUGUUACGCUCCAACAUUCAGGUCGGCUCAAAUCGACAAGGACGAGUUCUUGGCUCAGCUUGAAGCUGCACUGGACGCUAUCAAUCUUCUGGAUGAUGUCAUUGUCCUGGGUGACUUUAAUGCACGUGUAGUUUCUGGUCCACAGCAAAUGGAGAUGUGGCAGGGAGUACAUGGAUCGCAUGGUGUGGUAGAAGUGAAUGAAGCUGGCCAUAGCCUUCUUGCUUUCUUGGCCUGUCAACAGCUGACUGUCUGUAACACACAGUUUCCCAAGAAGCGCAUCCACAUGUACACCUGGCAACACCCUGGUUCACAGAGAUGGCACUGCAUAGACUACGUAAUUGUUCGGCAGCGAUAUCGUAAACGUUGCAUGGAUUGUCAAGUGAUGCGUACGGCAGCGUGUAGCACUGACCACCGCUUGAUCCGCAUGAAGUAUCGAUUGCCUGAUAUUGCACAGCAGCGCUAUCACCGUGACUCGCAUCCAGGCCUCGGAGAUUUGCUGUUCAUCGGUUUAACCGGUUGCCAUUUAUGA
Sycon ciliatum is the source of this 906-nucleotide messenger RNA. RefSeq names its product craniofacial development protein 2-like. Gene Ontology annotation, biological process: chromatin remodeling. The coding region runs from base 1 to 906 and encodes 301 amino acids. Lineage: Eukaryota; Metazoa; Porifera; Calcarea; Leucosolenida; Sycettidae. Gene Ontology annotation, cellular component: nucleus. The transcript has a single exon. The record is from RefSeq and is a predicted model, not a curated record. Gene Ontology annotation, molecular function: catalytic activity.